AUGUCCUACAACUGUUCUACAAGGAACUGUUCUUCCAGGCCAAUUGGAGGACACUGCACUGUCCCCGUGGCUCCAGCUGCCACAGCUUCUUCCCAUGAUGCCGACUGCCUGAGUGGCAUCUAUUUGCCCAGUUCCUUCCAGACUGGCUCCUGGCUCCUGGACCACUGCCAGGGGUCCACCUGUGAGUCCACUGCUUGCCAGCCAACCUCUUACCAGUCAAAUCCCUGUGUCUCCAGCCCUGGACAGGUGACCUGCUCUCGGCAAACCACCUGUGUCUCCAAUCCCUGCUCAACUACCUACAGCCGGCCACUCACCUUUGUCUUUAGUGGCUGUCAGCCCUUGGGUGGCAUCUCCACUGUGUGCCAACCGAUGGGAGGAAUCUCCACCAGGUGCCAACCGGUGGGGGGAAUGUCCACUCUCUGCCAACCAGCCUGCGGGGUCUCCAGGACGUACCAGAGGUCCUGCACGUCCAGCAUGUCCAGCUGUCGAAGAACUUGCUAA
Molecule: messenger RNA, 501 nt
Organism: Leptonychotes weddellii (Weddell seal)
Lineage: Eukaryota; Metazoa; Chordata; Mammalia; Carnivora; Phocidae
Gene: KRTAP11-1
Product: keratin associated protein 11-1
Cellular component (GO): keratin filament
Molecular function (GO): structural molecule activity
Source: RefSeq, a predicted model, not a curated record